AUGCUCGAGCUGUUGCGACCGCUGGUGUCGCUGAUACUAUUACUCAAUGCUGUGUUCUUAGGCAUAGCUGCUGCACUCGACGGUGACGACUCGACAGUUGUGGACGCUCCACUAUACGACUGUUCGGGCCCGUCCAGCACAAGCGACAGCUUCAUUGACUAUGAUCAUAUGGUGCACUGUACACCGAUGCUUCAAAGCUCGCCCGUGCUGGCCAAGGCCACACUUGUACUGUGUUUAAUACUGCUCUUGUACCUGCUGAGCUCUACGGCCGACGAAUUUUUCUGUCCAGUACUGCAAGCAAUUGUCGAGAAGUACCGUAUUCCACCGCAUGUGGCGGGCGUGACUUUCCUGAGCUUCGGAAAUGGGUCACCCGAUGUCUUCUCCAACAUUGCGGCAUUCGCGACAGCAACGCCUUCAAUUGGUGUAACGGCUAUCCUUGGAGGUGGACUGCUUGUGACGACAGUUAUCACAGCAUGUGUUGGACUAGUGUCGGAUGGCCAGGAACAGUUGAUACCGCGCACGUACCUGCGAGACGUUAUAUUCUACUUCAUUGCUGUGUUUUAUUUUGGACUGGUAUUCUUUGAUGGCCAAGUGGGACUGUUUGAGGCAUUAGGCUUUCUUUGUAUCUACUUAGUAUACGUGCUGGUGGUGUUCUUAGACCGGUAUUUGGCCGUCGGAUGCUCUCCGUCAAGAGUGCAUGCGGAUUCCAUCUACACUGUGCUGGAUGACGAAGAUGAUUCGCACUAUUUAGUACCAUCUCCCGCUAGUGGAGCACCCUUGAUGGGCAGCCCGAGAAUGAUUCAGGUUCGAGUGGAGCAACAGACUCGCCGGCCGUACUUGAAAAGCCAGACAAUCCCAGUGUAUGAUACAUUUCAUCGUUUCCAUAUUUUUUCAGACUCGGAGCAAUCGGAACCGUCUCCGCGCUUUCUGGAUCGAAUACUUUAUCGUAAAAGCUCUGUGCCGACGCCAAGAUCAAAACCUCAUAUCAGUGAUGUGCUUGAAAGGCUUGGUCGAGAUGAAAGUCUUUCUUUGUUGGAAGUCACUGAUGUUCAUCUUAAACGGCCAUCGUCAAUGUGCGUUGGAUCGAUGCAAGAGUCACUGCAACGAAUUAGGCGACAGAGACGACGUCGUAAUUCAACGUGGAAGUCGUUGGAACUUAGUGCGCAAUAUGGUGCAUCAGCAAAACGCUGGACUCGUGGGUAUCACGCCCUGAGCGACAUCGUCGAGUCUAUUCCUUCUGUUGAGUUAGGAGAAGCUGACGCAAGUUUGGAAAAUGCUUCAGAUUCAUCAAACGAGGAGGCUUUUGACAAAAAAGCUGAAGAGAUCGUACAAACAGCAGACAAUAAGCAAGAUAGCUUUGGUGCUUUAAGCCGUGUGAAGGAAUUUUCAAUGUGGGGGAUACGACAUAUCGUUGAAGCAGGACAAUGUCUUUGUUGGGCCUUUACACAAUUUAUUUGGAGCCCAUUCGAAGUCUUCACUGUAUUCGUGCGACGACUUACAAUUCCUCUUGUGGAUGAAGACACUUGGGAUAAAAACCUUGUGGUCGUGUGCCCACCUUUUGCCAUGCUCCUGUUUGGCGUGUCGGUAUUUUCUUUCAGCAUUGAAGACCCUAAUUUCCUUAUGACAAUCGUCGUGGUAGGUGGUACCGUCAGUGCUUUCAUCGAGUACUCAACUUCAUCACUCACCCCACCAGAAGGCUGGCAAUUGGCACUUUUAAUUUGCAUGGCGUUCGGCAUGUCUGUCAUUUGGAUCAUGAACAUUGCAAAUGAAGUGCUUGCCGUGUUAGAGACUUUGGGUACAUUGUUUGGAAUCUCGAGCUCUGUAUUAGGAGUUUCGGUUUUAGCGUGGGGCAAUUCCAUCGGGGAUCUUGUCUCAAAUAUGGCAAUCGCGCGCGAUGGCUUUCCUACGAUGGCAUUUGCAGGCUGCUUUGCCGGACCAAUGUUUAAUUUGCUCGUUGGCAUUGGAUUAUCGCUGACAAUCGCCAUUACUUCGCGCGGUCCUCUUUCAAUGAACAAGCCUUCACCUUUGGUAUACUUGGGCUUCGGGUACCUAUUAUUGAGUUUAUUGCUAAAUAUUGGAAUCGUAUCCUGGGACGGAUUUCGAUAUCGUCCACGGCUGUGCUACACCUUGCUGGCAUUUUAUGCAUCUUUUGCAGUCUUCUCCAUACUAGUUGUGAUGAAUUAUCCAGAGAAAUACCUCAGCAAGUAA
This is a messenger RNA of Plasmopara halstedii, 2208 nucleotides long. Its product is annotated as ca2 :cation antiporter family. Gene Ontology annotation, cellular component: membrane. The transcript is spliced from 2 exons. Gene Ontology annotation, biological process: monoatomic cation transport; transmembrane transport. Bases 1 to 2208 code for a protein of 735 amino acids. Gene Ontology annotation, molecular function: monoatomic cation transmembrane transporter activity. NCBI's taxonomy places the organism in Eukaryota, Oomycota, Peronosporomycetes, Peronosporales, Peronosporaceae. The record is from RefSeq and is a predicted model, not a curated record.